AUGAAGUAUUUCCUGGGGAUUGAGAUAUGCAGAUCAAAGGAGUGUUUGUUCAUGUCUCAAAGGAAGUAUGCAAUGGAUAUGCUGAAGGAAACUGAUGUGCUUGGAGGAAAGAUAGCUAAGACACCUCUUGAGGAGGGGUAUAAGGUCUUGUGUGAGGGGGAGGUUGAAGAGAACCAGUUGUUUGAGGAUGCUAAGCUGUAUAGGAGGAUGGUUGGAAAGCUGAUCUACUUGACGAUUACAAGACCUGAUAUAUGCUUUGCAGUGAAUCAAGUGAGCCAGCAUAUGCAGGGACCAAAGGUUCAUCAUUGGAAGAUGGUUGAUAGGAUACUGAGGUAUUUGAGUGGCACGUCUGGUCAAGGAGUUUGGAUGGGUUGUAAUGGCAGUACAGAAGUGGUUGGAUAUUGUGAUGCUGAUUGGGCAGGAGAUAGAGUGGACAGCUCGUUACCUGAGCUGAGUAACUCCUUAACCGCGCAUGAUGGUACGGCCUGA
Brassica oleracea var. oleracea is the source of this 489-nucleotide messenger RNA. RefSeq lists its product as uncharacterized. Bases 1 to 489 code for a protein of 162 amino acids. The transcript has a single exon. NCBI's taxonomy places the organism in Eukaryota, Viridiplantae, Streptophyta, Magnoliopsida, Brassicales, Brassicaceae. The record is from RefSeq and is a predicted model, not a curated record.